AUGUCGGUGCCCCCACUUGUAGUACAAGACCAUCAAGCUGCUGACCGAACCAUUGCUUUCACAAAGGAAUUUAAGAAGAUGAAACUGCCAUCGUUCAAAGGAAGGAUUGAUCUACUAAAAGCGAAGGCGUGGGUGCUUGGUAUUAAAAAAUUAUUUGAAGCUCAAUUCUUGGAGAUCUUCUAUGAGAAGCACUUCCCACAGAGUAUCCAGGACAGGAAGGUGUUGGAGCUUGAAAACUUGAAGCAAGAAAACAAAGCUGUAGUGGAGUAUGAGGCGCAAUUUACUGAACUAGCCCGUUUCACACCAUAUAUGGUCGAUACGGACUACAAGAAAGUAGGAAAAUUUGAGGUAGGUCUCCGAGACUCCAUUCUUGAAAAGAUUAAUGUAUUGCAGGUACAGAAAUAUGUUGAUGUAUUAAAUAAGGCCAUCAUAGUGAAAGGUAACCAAGCCAGCCACAACCGGUACUUGGAUUGGAAAAGCAAAAGGCAGGGUUCCAAUAUGCACAAAGGGUUGACGUCCUUGCAAAAUAAGAAGCAAAAUUUGGGAAGUUCCAACACUGCAGGGUCUAACCGUGAUUCACCACCAACUUGCCCAGAGUAUGGGAAGAAGCAUUGA
This is a messenger RNA of Camellia sinensis, 615 nucleotides long. The record is from RefSeq and is a predicted model, not a curated record. NCBI's taxonomy places the organism in Eukaryota, Viridiplantae, Streptophyta, Magnoliopsida, Ericales, Theaceae.